GAAGAUCAGAGUGGCCACUCACACUCCGUGAAAGUGGACAAAGAAAAGAACUUAAAGGCGGUCAUAGAAGAAAUUACCUUGUGUUGUAACCUGCAGGAAAACGAAGAGGCUACGUUUACUUUCAAUGGAAAGCACCUCUGCCCUUCUAAAGACAAAGGAACCUUAUCAAGCCUUGGUAUUUGCUCUGGAUCGAAGCUUGAGUUGACAGUGAGGAUUCUUUACAUCGAAGUCAAAGUUUUCUUCUCCGAUAACUCUUCAUCAGCCAGUGUGAAGUGUGAUCCCCAAGAAACAUUCCGGGAUUUGGUUACAAAGGUCUUAAAACGGCGCAACAGAAGAAAGUGCAGGGUUACAUUUGUAAUAGAUGGACGAGAGUUUGAUCCGAAUCAAGACAAGGGUCCGUUACAAGAUUACGGAGUUGCGCAUGGCUGUACGCUUCGGGUGACGAGUCAUCCCACUUCGGUCGGUGCUAGGCAUAGGAUCAUACUCGACGGGCCUCAGGUGUUAGGAGCUCCAGGAAAAGGACAAUUCUUGGCUCACUGUGGAAAUGUAUCUAUGGUAGCAGGGUCACACUCUGGAGAUGAAUACAAUCGUAAAUAUGUCCUAGAAUAUUUGUAUAUCUGCCGUCAAUGCCCUUUUCCUAUUACAUGUAAAGUUCACGGUUGUGCCAAUGUCGUUGAACCGGAUCCAGCAUGGAGAUCAGGUGGAACAACAUUACAAGGCCACAGUACACAACAGUUUACCAAGGCUGAACCAAUAAGAGUGGAUCAUUCACGGAGGGUGGAACUGGUAAUCAGGCUUGUAGCCAGAGAUGGAGAAAAAGAUCUAGAAUUUCCCAAAGGUGAAUGUAAACCGCUGUCAACUCUG
Pocillopora damicornis (cauliflower coral) is the source of this 864-nucleotide messenger RNA. RefSeq lists its product as uncharacterized. Gene Ontology annotation, molecular function: protein binding. The record is from RefSeq and is a predicted model, not a curated record. Gene Ontology annotation, biological process: regulation of apoptotic process. Lineage: Eukaryota; Metazoa; Cnidaria; Anthozoa; Scleractinia; Pocilloporidae.